Cebus imitator (Panamanian white-faced capuchin) is the source of this 1395-nucleotide messenger RNA. Its product is annotated as SLAM family member 6-like. Lineage: Eukaryota; Metazoa; Chordata; Mammalia; Primates; Cebidae. The transcript has 4 exons. Bases 209 to 1015 code for a protein of 268 amino acids. Gene Ontology annotation, cellular component: external side of plasma membrane. Gene Ontology annotation, biological process: T cell activation. The record is from RefSeq and is a predicted model, not a curated record.
AGAAAGAAAGAAAGAAAGAAAGAAAGAAAGAAAGGAAGGAAGAGAGAGAAAGAAAAUGAACAAAGGAAGUGGUUAGCAAAUGUGAUCAUGUGAUCAGGGAACUAAGAGAGUUUCAUCUGCUGAUGCUGCAGAACAGACUUGCUGCUUUCUUUUGCCUUCCUUUUAACUCCUUGUGAUCUUCAAGGCAAACCAGGUUAGUCCUGCCACCAUGAAACCUCUUGCUCGGCUUCUCUUCUUUCUCCUCCAGUUCCAGGAAGGGAAUCUAGUUUCACAAACCAGCUCAACCCCAUUGAUGGUGAAUGGGGUUCUGGGGGAGUCAGUAACUCUUCCCCUGGAGUUUCCUGCAGCAGAGAAGAUCAAGUCCAUUACUUGGCUUUACAAUGGAACAUCUAUUGCCUUCAUAGAACCCUCUGAAACCAAAAGUCCACAAAUCCACGUGACUAACCUGAAACGGGGAAAGCGACUGAACUUCACCCAGUCCUACUCCCUGCAACUCAGCAACCCGGAGAUGGAAGACACAGGCUCUUACAGUGCCCAGAUGUCUUCAGGGACCACUGUAAAAGUGUCCAGUUACGCUCUGAGGAUAUUCACAGAGCGGCUGCCAAGGCCUGAUGUUAGAGUGGAGUCUAUCAUCUCUGAGAAUGGGAUCUGUAAUGCCAUCUUGAGGUGUUCUGUGGAGGAAGGAGGAGAGACCACCACGUAUGAGUGGACAUCAGUGGGACCAGGGGCUGCUGUGUCCCAUGUGGGGUCCAUCCUCAAUGGCUCCUGGAGCCUUCAUGAUCUGGACAGGAGCUACACUUGCACAGCUCUGAAUCCUGCUAGCAACAGCAACUCCACUCCUAUCCGUGCUGCGCAGCUUUGUGCAGGUUCCAAGGCAGCUGAAGGCACCUAUUGCCCAGUGAAAUGGAUUUUCCUGGGGAAGGGGCUUCUUCUCCUUGUGUUCCUUGGGGUCCUAGGAACUUGGUAUAUCCAGACACAGGUGCUCAGCAAACGCCUGAGGCCUAACUCAGGGUGAUAAGAGGCCACCAGUACCCCAAGAGAGCCAGGCUGUGCCCAGCUGAAACCAUUGCUUUUCUGUGGCUAAAUUUCAUUUAUUGACCUGCACUCUUUUCAAGGUGAAGUACUACGGAUUGUCAAAGGCCAUUGGGAUAAGAAUUUUUUAUUUUGUCAUGUCCGCGCCCAUGUACAUGCUCAUUUUUUUUUUAAGAAAGAAGAAGUUUGGUCAAGAAGAGAUAAAAUAACUGCAUGAACACCAUAUGCUACCUAUUCUAAGCAUAUUUUUUCACCACAAUUUAAGGUUUCUGAAAUCAAGUCAUAAUAUAAAUGUAUACAGCUAAAAGGAAUAGGGUGUUUUUCUCCUGAAAUAUCAUUAUUUAAAUGAUCUGCUUUUAAAAA